Pan troglodytes (chimpanzee) is the source of this 5560-nucleotide messenger RNA. Its product is annotated as protocadherin beta-16-like. Gene Ontology annotation, biological process: homophilic cell-cell adhesion. Gene Ontology annotation, cellular component: plasma membrane. The record is from RefSeq and is a predicted model, not a curated record. Gene Ontology annotation, molecular function: calcium ion binding. The coding region runs from base 817 to 3216 and encodes 799 amino acids. The transcript has a single exon. NCBI's taxonomy places the organism in Eukaryota, Metazoa, Chordata, Mammalia, Primates, Hominidae.
GCACACCUCUGAAUAUAUUAAAAGCCAUAAAAAAGGGUGGGGGGAAUCCAAAAGUGUAGCAGACCCAACCUUGAGAUUUGCUUGUUUGGGAAUGAAUUUUCCAAUAACUGGAAAGUUGUAAAAACUCACACUUCUCAGGGUUAGGUGUCAGAAAGAAAAGGAAGCAAUUUAUUCUUUAAUAAAGCAAUUGUUAAAUACUCUUUAGAACUACCACUGAUUGCAAUUUUGCAGUGUCUACUCAUAGUGUCUAUAUAGGUACCAUGAAAAAGAUGUACUUGUGAAACUGUUCUCAUGUUACUUCAGAAAAAUUUUGCUUCUAAGUGUGUAUUCUAUCUCUGAUUAAAUGUUCAUUGAAUUUAUUUAAUCAUUAAUCUCAACAGCAUUAAACAGUCAAUAACAUAAACGACAGUCUUCUCUUUGUACUCCUCCCUGUACAACAUCACAGAGCUCCAUCUGUAUACACGAAAGUCACAUGAAAAUAGAACUCAGUGUUUUGUAUUACAUAGUCUAUUCAGUACAUUUAGAAUUAUUUUGCCUCCAAUAUUCAACCACAGUAAAAGACUCAGUGAGAACGCGUGGUGGCGCUGCAGGUUAAGCUGACGGAAAAUACAACUGCCUACGCAGCUCCAGGAUCCAGCAAACCGUUUCCCAAAGCCUGGAAGCAAAAGAAUAGCUGAGCCAGAGCGAACGCGAUUGUGAAACCUCUUUAAGACACCAUUGGGCUGCUUGGUUCUGACAUUCUGGACUGCAAAAACGUGCUACUAGGAUCCUGGGGAUACAUGACGCUUCCGUGAACCAACUUUUCAAGAAAAAGCAAUGGAGAUUGGAUGGAUGCACAAUCGGAGACAAAGGCAAGUCCUUGUUUUCUUUGUUUUGCUGAGCUUGUCUGGGGCGGGCGCCGAGUUGGGGUCCUAUUCCGUAGUGGAAGAAACGGAGAGAGGCUCUUUUGUGGCAAAUCUAGGAAAAGACCUGGGGUUGGGGUUGACAGAGAUGUCCACCCGCAAGGCCAGGAUCAUUUCCCAGGGGAACAAACAGCAUUUGCAGCUCAAGGCUCAAACUGGGGAUUUGCUCAUAAAUGAGAAGCUAGAUCGAGAGGAGCUAUGCGGUCCCACUGAGCCUUGCAUACUACAUUUCCAAGUGUUAAUGGAAAACCCUUUAGAAAUAUUUCAGGCUGAACUGAGGGUGAUAGAUAUAAAUGACCAUUCUCCCAUGUUCACUGAAAAGGAAAUGCUUCUAAAAAUACCGGAAAACAGUCCUCUAGGAACUGAGUUCCCACUGUCUCAUGCUUUGGACUUGGACGUAGGAAGCAAUAAUGUUCAAAACUAUAAAAUCAGCCCAAGCUCUCAUUUCCGGGUUCUAAUCCAUGAAUUCAGAGAUGGCAGGAAAUAUCCUGAGCUAAUGUUGGAUAAAGAGCUGGAUCGGGAGGAGGAGCCUCAACUAAGAUUAACCCUGACAGCGCUGGAUGGUGGCUCUCCACCGCGAUCUGGAACUGCUCAGGUCCGUAUUGAAGUGGUGGACAUCAAUGAUAACGCUCCUGAGUUUGAGCAGCCCAUCUACAAAGUGCAGAUUCCAGAGAACAGCCCCCUUGGCUCCCUGGUUGCCACCGUCUCCGCCAGGGAUUUAGACGGCGGAGCCAAUGGAAAAAUAUCAUACACACUCUUUCAGCCUUCGGAGGAUAUUAGUAAAACUUUGGAGGUAAAUCCUAUGACAGGGGAAGUUCGACUGAGAAAACAAGUAGAUUUCGAAAUGGUUACGUCUUAUGAAGUGCGCAUCAAAGCCACAGAUGGGGGAGGUCUUUCAGGAAAGUGCACUCUUCUCCUGCAGGUGGUGGACGUGAAUGACAAUCCCCCACAGUUGACCAUGUCUGCACUCACCAGCCCCAUCCCAGAGAACUCGCCUGAGAUAGUAGUUGCUGUUUUCAGCGUUUCAGAUCCUGACUCCGGAAACAAUGGGAAGACGAUUUCCUCCAUCCAGGAAGACCUUCCCUUUCUUCUAAAACCUUCAGUCAAGAACUUUUACACCUUGGUAACGGAGAGAGCACUCGACAGAGAAGCAAGAGCUGAAUAUAAUAUCACCCUCACCGUCACAGAUAUGGGGACUCCAAGGCUGAAAACGGAGCACAACAUAACAGUGCAGAUAUCAGAUGUCAACGAUAACGCCCCCGCUUUCACCCAAACCUCCUACACCCUGUUCGUCCGCGAGAACAACAGCCCCGCCCUGCACAUCGGCAGUGUCAGCGCCACAGACACAGACUCGGGCACCAACGCCCAGGUCACCUACUCGCUGCUGCCGCCCCAGGACCCGCACCUGCCCCUCGCCUCCCUGGUCUCCAUCAACGCAGACAACGGCCACCUGUUCGCCCUCAGGUCCCUGGACUACGAGGCCCUGCAGGCUUUCGAGUUCCGCGUGGGCGCCACAGACCGCGGCUCCCCGGCUUUGAGCAGCGAGGCGGUGGUGCGCGUGCUGGUGCUGGACGCCAACGACAACUCGCCCUUCGUGCUGUACCCGCUGCAGAACGGCUCCGCGCCCUGCACCGAGCUGGUGCCCCGGGCGGCCGAGCCGGGCUAUCUGGUGACCAAGGUGGUGGCGGUGGACGGCGACUCGGGCCAGAACGCCUGGCUGUCGUACCAGCUGCUCAAGGCCACGGAGCCCGGGCUAUUCGGCGUGUGGGCGCACAAUGGCGAGGUGCGCACCGCCAGGCUGUUGAGCGAGCGCGACGCGGCCAAGCACAGGCUGGUGGUGCUGGUCAAGGACAAUGGCGAGCCUCCGCGCUCGGCCACCGCCACGCUGCACGUGCUCCUGGUGGACGGCUUCUCCCAGCCCUUCCUGCCGCUCCCAGAGGCCGCCCCAGCCCAGGCCCAGACAGACUUUCUCACCGUCUACCUGGUGGUGGCGUUGGCCUCGGUGUCGUCGCUCUUCCUCUUUUCGGUGCUCCUGUUCGUGGCGGUGCGGCUGUGCAGGAGGAGCAGGGCGGCCUCGGUGGGUCGCUGCUCGGUGCCUGAGGGCCCCUUUCCAGGAUAUCUGGUGGAUGUGAGCACCGGGACCCUGUCCCAGAGCUCCCAGUAUGAGGUGUGUCUGGCAGGAGAUUCCGGGACGAGUGAGUUCAAGUUUCUGAAGCCCAUAUUUCCCAAUAUUCAGGGCCAAUGCCCUGAGCCAGAAAUGGAAGAAAACUCCAACUUUAGAAAUGAUUUUGGUUUCAGCAUUCAACUGAAAUAAUCAGUUUUCAUAUUGUAUAUUUUAAUGUUUAUGAUAAAUUUAGAGUAUGGUGUUUCUGUUAACCUCCUAUAAAUUAUAAAUUAUACUAAGCUUUCCUGUGAGACUUCUCAUGUUGUCACUGUUUCAAACACGGUAUCUCAUCUUUUCUUAAUUAGUAUGCCAAUUUGAAUAGUUUUAAAGCUUGCCAAUCAAAACACUGAUGAGGUCAAUAGUUGUACAAAUACUAGUUCUGGAAUAUCUUAGGAUUGUAUAAGCGGGAAAAACAAUGAGAAAUUGCUUCUACAUAAUCAGUUAUAGUUCCCUGUUGAUUUGCUUCUUAGUUCUUAAUCCAUUAGGUGUAUACACAGCAGUAAUGCACUAAGGUUACAGUGAAGUCUAAUCAGGAAGGAAAGAGAGCUAGUACAGUAAGAAUGUCUGGCUCCUGCUUUAUUCUGCCUCAUAGUACUUAUCUUCUUUGAUGCUGUUUGAUGAACAUUUCUCUUAAAAUGUUGUAUAAUUUUCUUCCUUUAAUUAAUAUAUCAGUAUUUGUUUUAAUAUAAUUAUUUUAAAUUGCUUUCCACUUUUGUGGUGUCAAAUAGGAAGAAACCUUCCCCGUAUUUAUUUAGUGAGAUGAAGUACCACGGUAAUGAAAUUAGUUUUUCCCCUUGGAGAAGUAUUGACCCUCUGUGAUGGAAUUUGCAGUGGCCACCCAUAUCCAUUUAUCUUUUCCUUUUUAGUAACAGAUCUCAGAUUUCAUUUAGGGCAUUAGUUUGCUUAGUCAAAACAAUACACUUUCCCAGCCUUCUUGUUUGGGAAACCGAACAUAUGACUGGGUUGUAGUCCAAGAUAUGUGUACAAGUGUUAUACUGACUUCCAAGAAGACCGUUUAAAGGGAGAUGAUUCAUCUAGGAAGGGGGCCCCCUUUUUCCUUCUGUAAGUGCUCCUUGUUGCCUGGAAUCUGUAUGUCAUGGCUAGUACAACAGCCAUGUUUGACCCUAAUGAUUGAAACAUUAAGGACUGUGACAGAUAGUAUAAAAUACACUUAAAAGAUAUGAGUCCCGUGACCAUGGAGUCAUCAUGUCAUCUCUGCAGUACCUACUUCUGAACUUUUUUUACUUAGAAACUAUAAUUUUUACUUAAAAUACUAUAUAUACAGUAAAAUGCACAGAUCUUAAACAUACAGUUCAAUCUGAUUUUUUAAGCUUUUAUUUGUUGAUUUCUAAUUUAGUUAAAAUUUAGUUCAAAGUGGUAUACAGGGUGCUUUACAUUUACUAUCUCUUAAAUGUUCUCCCAAACUGUAAUAGGAUUGGUAUGUUAUCUCCUUUUUUACAUAUGAAAACACUGAGGCUUACCAAUGUUAAGUAACUUGCUCAUAAUUCUCAAGCAAUAAAAGGAAAAAUAUUAAAUACAAUAUAAGUCUACCUAAAUCUAACGCCCUAGUUUUUAAUCAAUAUAUUAUAUUGGCAUUAAUUGGUAGCAUUGUUUUCCUAACUAAGAAAGUGAAAUGUAUCUAUUAUUUCUACUUCUAUUCCAUGAUCUAAACUCCCAUGUAAAAAUGCAACUUUUAGUUUAUAGUUCGUAUUUGUCUCUACACCAAUGUCCACACUGAUGUAGACCACUAAACCCAAAGCCCUUAUAGAAGCACUGACCAAAGUAAGUUGGAUCAGACAUCAUAAGUGAUCUUCAUUUUGAGUGAAUCAGUCUGAUUAUAUUCCCAUACCUUGUCAUCUUGUCAAUAUGUCACAUUCAUUGUUGCAGAAAUUAGUCUGAAUAGUCUGAAAGCCUGAAUAGGGAGUAGAGUUACUCUAUGGUUGCAUUGAAUUUAUUGUGCUCUUUCUUCAUUCUUUUUCUCCUAACCCAAAUAUAUAUUUGUGAUAUAUAUAAUAUAUAUUAUAUACAUAUAAACACAUGUUUCUUUUGAAGCAUUUAAAACUAGUUGUUAUUCUAGUUUUAAUUAUAAAUGAAAUAACUAAUUUCUGAACAAUAUAGGCAAUGUUGUGAAGGAAUUCCUAUCAAUAACUAAGAGAUUUGGGGAAUUUAGUAUAAAAAAAUCUGAGGGGCUCCAGUUGUUUUCUGUUAAAAUUAACCAUAUGCCUUUGACAACUCUUCCUAAAAAUUACACUGAAAAUAUAUGUGUAUGGGUCAUAAAUGACUUUUUUUCUGAAAAAAAGACUAAUUAGAGCUGAAUCAGACAUUCUCCAGCAUUGCUAUGAUAAUGCUAUUCUCAUAGAAAUCAUAAAUUUUUGUUGACUUAGCUGCUGAGUGCAUGAGAAUCCAUAUUUAAGUAUUCCUCUUGCUGCUGUAAAAAAUUGCCACAAACUUUAUUACUUAAAACAAUAAAAAUGUAUUGUCUUACAAUUCUGUA